Hypoxylon fragiforme is the source of this 2482-nucleotide messenger RNA. Its product is annotated as DUF803-domain-containing protein. The transcript is spliced from 2 exons. The coding region runs from base 101 to 2158 and encodes 685 amino acids. The record is from RefSeq and is a predicted model, not a curated record. Lineage: Eukaryota; Fungi; Ascomycota; Sordariomycetes; Xylariales; Hypoxylaceae. Gene Ontology annotation, biological process: magnesium ion transport. Gene Ontology annotation, molecular function: magnesium ion transmembrane transporter activity. Gene Ontology annotation, cellular component: membrane.
UAAUCCGCCACGGCUACCGCACCUCCACCCCUUACACCUUACAGGCCGCCUACACCCGAGUCAGAAUUAGGCCCAUUCGGACAAUACAACCAACACCAAUAUGGGCUGGGCUGCGAGUAACGAGGCGAGCGACCACAAGGUUGGCUCUAACCUAGGUAACUGGAGCUCCCUCAUCGGUAUCAUAACCGCUAUAGUGGGCAAUGUCCUCAUUGCCCUUGCGCUUAAUGUUCAGAGAUACGCGCAUAUACAGCUCCAUCGGGUGCGCAUCGAGGCUCGUGAGCGAGCGAGAGAAGCUUCGAAGAGAGCUCGAAAUGGCCAUCGUAAUGGCUACGGAACCACCGAAACGUCGGUCGAUAAUACGCAGAAUCAUAAUAGCGACGACGAUGCUACCGAUUUAGAUAGUACUCACCUUCUCGCUCACUCCGUCCAAUCCGUAGACUCCAACAUGACCGAUCCGUCAUGCGACGGCUCCAAGGUUACUUCGACGUACCUGAAGUCUCCGUCCUGGUGGACAGGACAGGUCCUGAUGACUAUCGGCGAGAUGGGCAACUUUUUGGCGUACGGCUUUGCGCCAGCUUCCAUUGUGUCGCCACUGGGUGUCGUAGCCCUGAUAUCAAACUGUGUCAUCGCGCCAUUGUUCUUCGGCGAGAUAUUUCGGGCGCGUGACUUUUGGGGUGUUGUUAUUGCCGUCGCCGGCGCUGUCACUGUCGUACUAAGCGCCAAUCAGGAAGAGACCAAGCUGGAUCCUCAUGAUGUUUGGGAUGCAAUCGCAACAAUCGAAUUCGAAGUCUACAUGGGUGUUUCUAUUUUUCUUAUCAUCGUCCUUAUGUGGGCAAGCCCGAGGUAUGGCCACCGAACAAUUCUGGUUGAUCUUGGUCUUGUCGGCUUAUUUGGGGGGUAUACUGCCUUAACAACCAAGGGUGUCUCAUCUAUGCUUUCAUCAACACUCUUUAGGGCUUUCACCAACCCGAUUUUAUACGGCCUCAUAGUCAUUCUACUUGGGACUGCUGUCAUGCAAGUUCGAUACGUAAACAAAGCAUUACAACGAUUCGAUUCGACACAGGUCAUUCCUAUCCAAUUUGUAUUAUUUACUUUGUCAGUAAUCAUCGGAAGCGCUAUCUUAUACCGAGACUUCGAGCGUACAACGGCGCGACAGGCUGCCAAGUUUAUUGGAGGCUGUCUCCUUACCUUUUUUGGUGUGUUUCUGAUCACUAGCGGCCGGCCGCGACACGACGAUGAGGAACAGUUGUCCGACGAUGAAAACGUGGAAGAGACUAUCGGUCUUCGAGAUCAAGAGGCCUCUGGCCCUUACGCUAACCGAGCCGAGCAGCCCAGGCCAGUUCAACGCCAGCAACAAGGCGCCUCGGCUCGAUCAUCAAGGCGGUCGUCGCGCGCUUCGCGAAUCAGCUUUGCAAGCACGGGUGGAAAUCCGUCCAGCCUUCCGCAAAAUAGUAUCAUCCCUUCAACCCAUAAACCUGAUACAUCAACUUCUAGAAUCACAAUUCCGACUGCGGUCGAAUCUUCACCACUCCUUAGUAAUCCAUGGAAAAACUCGAUGGAUGAGCAGUCUGAUCACCCGGGCCUCCCACCAAGGACGUCAGUGGAUAGUGUCCCAACAAUUUACUCUAUCGCUUCUAACCCCAUAUCCGAACCUUUGCAGUCUAAUAUCAGCCUCCCCGAACCAUCCGUCCCACCCCCAACCCCUGAUCGGCCUAUGACUCCACGCGCUGCUCAGUCUUCCAAACACAGUCAUCAUUUUUCCAAUGCCUUCAUUUCUCCAUCCCCACUGUCUUCCACAGUCAGUGCCGUGGUGGCAGAUGCUCUCCUACGUAAUGAGGAAAAUCCAUCAGGGCGAAGGAGAUCCAUCAGGAGAGCGAGGCCUAGCAUUAGAUCUAGCUUUUUCGUUCCACACAGUGAGGACGGUGUAAGCUCUGCAAUUGGGCCACUUUUACAAAGCGAUCGGGAGAAUGAGGAACCGCCUUAUCAGGACGACCCCUUGCCAGAUGAUCAAAAGACCUUCCGAGGACGAGCACGCAGCCUAAGCAGUGCAUUAGGUGACUUUUUCGGUCGAAAAAGAAGAAGGAUAUCAGAUCCAGAGGAUCCAGGUAUAGAUCACGACAGUCAACGCAGCAAUACUUCACUACUUGACCAACCAUAGCACCGAAAACGCGGGCGAAUUCCGAAAACAGAUAUAUGGUGAUAGAGAUGCAUUAUCGAACGUGCUCAGCAACCAACCUAUUUGGUUCUUUUCGGUUGAAGCAGGGGUGGCUGGCAUUGCAUUGGAUAGGAGUUCUGAGGUGUUGUCUCGUCUCUUGGGGUUAUUGCCAGAUGCGCAGCUCCAUUCAUCACACGAAAGAAAAGGUUCGUCUAUGAACUUAACACACUACUUGCCUACAUACAUGGAGUAGUAUUUUUUUUAUUUUUUUUUUGAAAAAGCUAUAUAGAGUUUCAUUGAAUAUUCUAAUUGAGAUAUCCCUCCUAC